This is a messenger RNA of Gallus gallus (chicken), 3691 nucleotides long. RefSeq lists its product as uncharacterized. Lineage: Eukaryota; Metazoa; Chordata; Aves; Galliformes; Phasianidae. Gene Ontology annotation, cellular component: nucleus. The coding region runs from base 1531 to 3480 and encodes 649 amino acids. The record is from RefSeq and is a predicted model, not a curated record. The transcript has 8 exons.
CACUGCUGGCUCAUGUCCAGCUUCUCGGCUACCAGGACCCUCAAGUCCUUCUCCACAGGGCUGCUCUCAAGGGGUUCUUUGCCCAGUCCGUAUAAACACCUGGGAUUACCCUGGCCCAAGAGCAACACCCUGCACUUGUCCUUGUUGAACCUCACUAGAUUCACACGGGCCCACUUCUCCAGCCUGUCCAGGUCCCUCUGGAUGGCUUCCCUUCCCUCCAACGUAUCGACUGCACCGCUCAGCUUGCUGUCACCCACAAAUUUGCUGAGGGUGCACUCGAUGCCAUCGAGUUCAUUUAUUAUGCGCCGUUUAUUUAAAAAAAAAUGUAUUAAAGAGUGAAUUACUAUAGUAACUGUAUUUUUAUUUAAGAGACUGUUGGCUAUCUUGCUCCACUGUGCAGAUACAGAAGCAGUGCCAAACAGUGAUACAGCUGUUGCAGUAAAAUGAAAGGUCACUCUGCAGGUGAUCUCCAGACAUACCUUCAAAACUGAGCCACUCUGUAUAUCCGAUGAAUAUAUUCUUAGUUUAUAAUAAUGCCUUUCUUGUGGCAAUAUUAAUGCUUGGUAGGAAACUAACCACAUACACCGUCAAGCCUUACACAGCCAAACUCUUUCAGUCAGUUUCCUAUCACUCAUCUCUGUAUCAAUGCUGUAUCCUUCUGUUUGUUAUUUUCAUUUGUUUACUAGCAGACAAAAUGUGUUUGAUUGUUAUGAAUUACUGAAUUUAAAAUGAGAUGAAAAGAGUGUCCAAUGUGAAUAAAAUAGAAAAAAUAGCAUAGCUCCAUAAAUAUCGAAGAUCUAAAAAUAGAAAUAAAAAAUUUUAUCUCGGUAAGAAAUCAAUAAAAAGAAAAUAAAAAAAAAUAUGAUAGCACCAGACGAUGUAAAGCAAUUCAAGGAAAUUCUAAGAUCAUUACAUCACAGAGUAAUAGAAUAUUGUUGCCGGCAGGUCGAGGGAGGCAAACCUUCCUGCCCGCUCCAUGGCCAGCAGCAGGCACCUCACUGCACUGCCUGCAACAGCCGCCAUCUUGCUUGGGUGCCGAGGGCCCACGCCCUCACCCCUCUGUGUGGUAGUGACUACCUCACAGAGCGUGUCGCAAAGCGGCCAUUGUGACAUAAGCAGCCAGGAGCAGGUUAGGCCAGGCCAAGCUCAGACCGUGGGUCAGUGCGACCUGGUGAGGUGAGGAGAGAGGGCAGGGAGCCAGGGGCUGCCUGGGGCUGCUCAGUGAGGAGGGGUCCCCACGCCCUGGGGGCCUGAGCUGCUAACUCAACUCUCGUCCUGCUUCUCCCUCAGAGUCGGCAGAGGAGAGUGUGCAGGAGAAAGCCCAGCGCUGACUGGGCAGGGACUCCAAGCGCUCAGCGUCGACGUGUACCAUGUCCAAAAGGAAGGAGAAGACCUCCCACUCGGAGGAGCAAGGUGAGAGCAAAGUAUCCCUGCGUGCAGCUCCCUGCCGGGCAGAGGGGUACUGCGGGGUCUGCCUGUGUCUGAGAGGGGAGGCGGGGGCAGGCAGGGGCUCCCCAGACACUGCUGGGCAUGGCCCCUCUGCUCCUCAGCCAGCUUGGCCUGCGCGUGCCUGCCGUGACUGUUGGGCCUACCGUGGCCCUUGUCCCCCUCGCAUCUUCCAGCCCUGCCCCUCAUCCAGCAUGGCAGGCACAGUGCAGGCCCCAGGCAACAGUCCUCGGGGACACUCGGUACUCACUGCUGCUUCUAUCGGCUCUCUCCUCUUCAGUAUGCAUGCUGUGUCGCCGAGCAGACGUUCACCCGGACAUCUGCGGGCCCACCCUCAGCGAGAGCGGGCUUUGCGUCCACAAGUUUUGCUUGUUUUUUGCCAACGGCCUGUAUGAACACACUGCCCUCCAGAGGGCAGUUCUCAAGUUCCCCCUUGAUGCCAUCAGAUGCACAAUCGAGGAGGCAGAGCAGAAGCACUGCUUCGUUUGUGGAGAGAAGGGGGCCUCCAUCUGCUGCGCAGAGACAGGCUGUGAGCGUAGCUUUCAUCUGCCCUGUGCCACGGAUGGCGAAUGCGUCACGCACUUCUUUGGGAGGCACAGGUCCUUCUGCUGUGAGCACCGCCCUCAGCAGAUAGUGGAGGCAGAUCCAGAGCCUGACACAGCCUGCAUCAUCUGCCUGGAGCCCGUGGGGGACAAAAAGUCCUACCACACCAUGGUGUGCCCAGUGUGCAUACAGGCCUGGUUCCACCGGAGCUGCAUCCAGGGACAGGCCAUGAGCGCUGGCAUUCUGCGCUUCCAAUGUCCCGUCUGCAGAGACAGGAUGCAGUUCCGGACGCAAAUGCACAUCCUCGGGAUCCAAAUCCCAGCCAGAAGACCAACAUGGGAGGACAAGGAGUCCUAUGAAAAGCUGUACGAGAUGCACGGGCUCUGUGAUGUCAGCGAGUGCCUGUACACAGAAGGCAGGGAGCAAGCAGAGGAAGAGGGGCCCUGGGAGCUGCUCGUUUGCACCUCUUGUGCUGUGCAAGGCACCCACCGGCACUGCUCCUCCUUGAGCGAGAGCAUAACAAGCUGGGAGUGUGACAUCUGUGCUGGCGUGGGCACAGCCUCCAGUGACGAGCCGCAGCUUGCUGGUCCCAGCACUGCCAGCCAGGAGGCAGAGGGGCCAUCUCCUAGCUCCCCAGAACCUGGCAACCACAGAUCCGACUCCACUAGCAAGGCAGCAUCGGAGUCACCCUGUGGUUCUCAGCUGCCUAAGCGCAGCAGCCUGUCCAGCCAGCCCAGGACAGGACAGAGCAAGAGCCGCGGACAUACAUCUAAGCAGCACCAAGGACACCAAGGGAGCAGCCCUACACCAGCUCCAGGUGCUGAGAGCAGCCCCCGCGGAUCCACCAGCAAGCGAGAAGUGGGGUCCUCCAGAAAUUGCCCAGCGGCUGAACGCAGAAGGCAAUCCGGGCAGCAGGACACAGGCCGGACAAGAAGCCGCUCUCCGCUGAAGGAUCGUGCCUCCAAUUCCCCGAGCCAGCUCAGAAGAAAUCCUGGCAGCAGACGUAGUGCAGCCUCAGCUACUGUGAGCGGCAGACGUACUGCGGCCUCAGCUACUGCCAGCGGCAGACGUACUCCAGCCCCAGGUGCUGAGAGCAGCACGCACACCUCUGGCAGCCGGAGGGCAUCCAGGAAUUCCCCAGGGGCUGGAAGCAUAAGAUGCCACAAAGAGCAAGGCACAAGCCGGAGACAGAGCCAAUCCUCUCUACAAGGUCCGGCAUCAAAUUCCUCGAGCCAGCCCCGAGGACGCCGUGGCAGCAGGCUUAGUGCUGAGAGCGGCUCCCAGAGCUCUGGCAGACAGGUGACAUCCAGGUCCUCCAGGGAUUCCGCGCUGCCUGAACACAGAAGGCAUUCCCAGAACCAGGAACGAAGCCGUUCCCCGCGGGAUCGUCGGGCUUCCAAUUCCCCAAGACAGUCUGGAGGAAGCCAGAGCCGCAGUCCCAGGCAGCGGCGGCCAUCUCAGGCACGACGCCACUCCCAGAACCAGCCCUGAAGACACCGCAGGAGCAGCCAUGUACCACAGCCACGUGACGGCUCCUGUCCCCAGCAGCCAACCCAAUAGACUUGUCACGGACUUCUCUCUAGAUCCGCGUCCGUGACAGGGGGCAGCAGGCCUGGGAAAAAAGACAAAAAAUACAGAGAGACAGAGGGAAGAAAGAAAAGUGUUAACGGAUUACGGGCCGGUCCGGCGCAGCCCCGUGACU